Molecule: messenger RNA, 4224 nt
Organism: Cyclocybe aegerita
Lineage: Eukaryota; Fungi; Basidiomycota; Agaricomycetes; Agaricales; Hemipholiotaceae
Source: the annotation of a GenBank genome assembly
AUGGGUAUCCCGAAGUUCUUCCGUUACAUUUCAGAGAGAUAUCCGUUGACAUCGCAACUCAUCCAAGAGAACAAGAUUCCGGAAUUUGACAAUCUAUACCUAGAUUUCAAUGGAAUUAUCCAUAAUUGCUCUCAUCCCAACGACGAGGAUGCUCAUUUCCGGCUUUCAGAGGAACAGAUAUUUACGUCUAUCUUCGCUUAUGUCGACCACUUAUUCGGGAAGAUAAAGCCCAAGAAACUCUUUUUCAUGGCAGUGGAUGGUGUCGCUCCUCGCGCGAAGAUGAAUCAACAACGGAGUCGACGUUUCAGGACGGCGAAGGAGGCCAGAGAGGUCCGGGAGAAAGCAGAGGCCAAGGGUGAGAAGCUGCCGGAAGAGAAGGCUUUCGACAGCAAUUGUAUCACACCAGGAACGCCAUUCAUGGUCCGGCUCUCCGAACAAUUGCGUUACUUCAUCAACAAGAAGAUUACGGAGGACUCCAACUGGCGCGACAUCCAAGUCGUUCUUUCUGGCCACGAAGUGCCAGGAGAAGGCGAACACAAAAUCAUGGAAUACAUUCGUUUGUCACGCGCACAACCCGACUACAACCCUAAUGUGCGACACUGUCUUUACGGGCUCGACGCUGAUUUGAUCAUGCUGGGUCUACUGAGUCAUGAUCCCCAUUUCUGCUUGUUGCGAGAGGAAGUCAAGUUUGGCCCUUCUUCAAGGAAGAAAGGCAACACAAGUCUUGAAUCAAUCAACUUUUAUCUGCUACACCUCUGCCUCCUGCGGGAGUAUUUGGACCUGGAGUUCCACGAGAUUGAGCCUGUACUGCCUUUCGAGUACAAUCUCGAAAGAGUUAUCGACGAUUUUAUUCUCCUGGCAGUUUUCGUUGGCAACGAUUUCUUGCCAAAUCUGCCAGAUCUUCACAUUCAUGAGAACGGGUUGGAGAGGCUUUUUGAUGUGUACAAGAAGGUACUUCCUGGGAUGGGUGGUUACAUAAACGAGAGUGGAACGAUUAACACACGGCGACUUCAGUUGGUGCUCAACGAGAUGGCGCAAUGGGAGCAAGAUGUUUUCGAAAAGGAGUAUGCAGACAUGAACUGGUACAAGGGCAAGCAGGCGAAGCACGUCAAGGAAUUGGAGAAUGGCAGGAAGAGGGCAGCAUUAACCCUGACGAAGGGCCAGCGAGAGAUUUUCGACCAGGUCAAGGCGUUUGUGAUGGAGAAUCGAAGCGCUCCUUCGGCAUCACACUACCGCGCGGCGCGGCUAUCGCUACUCAACCUUUUCCCAGCCCGAGACAGAGCCUUUAUCACACGAUUAUCAGAAGACCUGCACCUCAGCGUCAGCUGGGAUGAGUACGAUGAACAGGACAACAACUUGGUUACGUGGAGAUUUCCACGAGUGUUGGACGACAGUGACGAGAAAGGUACGGAAGAGGGAGGCGAUGAUGGCGAGUGGGAAGAUGAAGACGAUGCUGAAAGUCGGGCUGCUGUCGACCGGGUGUUGAAGAAGUACGAAAAGGCGCCAGUUGCUGACCCUGAUGCUGAGGGUACUUUCGACGAGAGAUACGAGCGGUCUCUCAAGGAGAAGAUGGACGAGUGGAAGAGGGGCUAUUAUACGGGCAAAUUGGAGAUUUCUUACGACGACCCGAAGGGCAUGGGCGAUUUAGUUUAUAGAUACGUGGAGGGUCUGCAGUGGGUGAUGCACUACUACUAUAGCGGGGUGGCCUCAUGGGGGUGGUUCUACAACUACCAUUAUGCACCCCGCAUUUCUGAUCUGAAAGGCGUCGAUCAAUUGUCGUUCGACUUCAAGCUCGGGACUCCUUUCAAACCUUUCGAGCAACUCAUGGGCGUACUGCCUGUAGCGAGUAUGGAUCAUAUUCCGCUGGCGUACAGAGAUCUAAUGUAUGAUCCAAAUUCGCCCAUUCUCGACUUCUACCCUUUGGAAUUCGAACAAGAUCUGAACGGAAAGAAGGCUGAUUGGGAAGCAAUCGUUAAAAUUCCUUUCAUUGAUGAGAAGAGGUUGCUAAAGGCGAUGGCCUCUCGCGAGCACCGAUUAACUCCCGAAGAAAAAUCGCGAAACACCUGGGGACCAAGCACCAUAUUCCGUUACAAUCCGGGCGAAUCUACUGUCUAUCCAUCAUCACUACCGGGCUUCUUCCCUCCCCUAUAUCGGUGUCAAUGUGUCAUGGAAUCCUUCAACCUACCAACGUUGGACGGCCUCCAUCUUGUCCCUGGCCUAUGCGACGGCGUUGCUCUAGGAAUCGAGGCACUCGCUGGCUUCCCAUCGAUCAAGACCCUUCCACAUACGGCUAUGCUGGGCCACCAUGGUGUCAAUGUCCACGGAUCGGAGAGCCGGAACAAGUCAAUGGUCAUCCACAUCGAAAACCCACAUGAGGGGCAAAAGAUGGAGGAGAUCGCGAAGAAGAUGAUUGGAGAAAAGGCCUUUAUCGGUUGGCCGUUCUUGCAAGAAGGGCAGGUCGUGGCGGUCUCUGACGCCUUGUUCAAGUACGAAAAGAUGGUCGUUACGCCCAAUUCGCCGCCGAAAGUGGUUUCGACCCCACAUGCACCGCAGGGGUUGGGUCAUUGGAAGAUGAAGGCGGAGAGGAUCGAAACGUAUUACUCGAAGAGGUGCGGUGUCAUUUCUGGUAACAUCGAGGUUUUGCUCCACGUUCGCCCGCUCAAAGGCCUCAAACGUCUAGAGACAGGAGCAUUUGUAAAGGACUACGAGGGCCCAGACAAAGAGACUGAGCAGGCUGUGCAGAUGUGCAUCUCGGAGGUUGCCUCAGAAGAUCCACGUUACGUGGAACGAGAAGCCCCUCCUCUCGCUGAAGAAUUUCCCGAGGGCAGCAAGGUCUUCUUCCUCGGCGAGCACGCGUACGGAGUUGCUGCGCAGGUCUCUUCAACAACGGAAUCGACUUUGUCAGUCAUUCUUGCCUUUUUCCCCUCGGAGAAGGCAGAGAACGAGAAAUUCAAAGCGAUUGUGGAGAACCGAAAGGCGGGGCGUUACCAUCCUUCUUUCAAGGCAGCAGAACUAGUCGGUAUUUCGGGUCGAGCUCUCGGCAAGAUCACCUCCAGCUUUAUGGUCAUCACCUCUGACAACCAGAAGUCCAAUCUCGGCCUUUGCCUGAAGUACGAAGCGAAGGCAUUGAAGGUUAUCGACUACUCAAGGAAGGAGGGUCGUACCUGGGAUUACAGCGAAAAGGCUCUCGCCCUGAUCAGAGAAUACAAGGAGACCUUUCCUGAGGUCUUCCGGAUAUUGGAUGGGAAUGGCGAUGCAAUGGCCAAGGCUGCUCACAUAUUCCCGAGUUCUGAUCCAGAUGGGAAAGUCAGGGAAAUCAAGCAAUGGUUGAAGACCAAAGGUGUUCGUGAUUUCGAACCCGUAUCGCUCUUCUGUGACCAGCUCAACAAGGAAUCCGUGAGCGAGAUCGAAGCCUUGGCUGAUGCGUUUACCAAAGACAAGCCUCAAAUUAGGAAGGCCAUGGUGAAAGGCAUUCCCCGGCAAGCCGUCCUCAAGCCCGCACAUGCUGUUUAUCGUCUUCAAAACCAACAUUUCUCCCUUGGCGAUCGUGUAACUAUGGUCCGCGAUUCUGGUGGCGUGCCCUUGUCUGUCAAAGGUGUAGUCAUUGGGCUCAACUCGAAGUCCAUGGAUGUUGUCUGGGAUGUUCCGUUCAUGUCGGGAGGAACUCUCGGCGACAGAUGUUCGCAGUAUCGUGGCUCGACGGUCGAAUUCAACACUUGCCUUAACCUCACAAAUCCUCAGUUUGUCACCUCUACCAAUCCCAAGGCACCGCCUCCCGUCCGCAAUAACGUACCUUUCAAUCCUCGAUUCGGUCCUCAUCCGAUCAUUCCUCCUGCACCAGCGCAACAACCAGCCGCUGGUUUCCGUUCAGCACCAAAAGCACACCAACCUGCGCAAGUGCAUAUCAUGGCCAAUCCUAAUCGUGGUCGAGGUGGAUUCGUGAAUGGCCGCGGAGGUCCUCCAGUCACAGCAGCCCAAGUUGUCUCAGUCGGGACAGAGCCAGUUCACCAAGCAACGGUUGCGAGUCCUCAAGUAAAUGGUGGUCAUAAUCACGUCUAUCCACAAGCUGGACGGGGCUUCCCUCGAGGCGGACGAGGUGGGUCCGUCCCAGGGAUUCGGGGUGGCGGUCGCGGGUUUAUUGCCAACGACCGAGGGCGGGGUGUUCCAGGACGCGGGUUUCGAGGACGCGGAAGAGGGUCGUUUGCUGCCCCUCUGCCUUCAUAA